AUGGAAUAUGCCACGAUUCACCACUUCGACUUCAACGAGGAUACGCAUAAAAACGUCUGGGAGCAAUUCGAGAAUGUGCCAUUCGUGGAGCCAGCGGUCAUGGACCUUAGCAAUGAGUCGAUUGGGUACGGCUAUCACUACGCGCCACCGCAUCGUCUGACGACUCCAUCGCCCACCUCCGAGACUCUGAUAGAGACGCCACAGAACCUUGGCUUGAUACUGGACGAACCGUGUGGAUACUUCAAUCUUAUGAGCGAGCGCGGUGCGAGGUCUGCAGCGGGAGAGGAUGGUUUGGACGACGAUAUGGACUCGGAGAAGGAAAGCUGGUCGCAGUCGGAUGAUGAGUCUCAGGAUUCCCUGGGAAGUUCUACGGAAACCGAGAACGUCACAGACGACACUACUCACGCGCCUUUCAUCCGCCGGGACGACACGAAGAAGGAUGCAUGGUGGGAUGCAAAGCAGCCCGGUGAGGCUUACCCGCCGCCGUCGCCGAAGGCCGAGUAUAUACGCGAACACCCGGAUAUCUUCUACCACCCCGACCUCAUCUGCACGAGCCUCCUCCCGCUCUUCGCCGGCCAGCGCAAUGGAGCUCUGUACCAUGCACCGAGAUACGGCGCGGUCUGGCUCUGCAGCCAGAUGACUUAUUACGAGCAGCUGCGCCAUGCCGCUUUCACGCAAGAGGACGCGGAUUUCGAGGAGGUGCGGGUCAGACUUAUGAGCGAGUGGCAGUACGCCGGCGCGAUCGUGAGCACGUUCUUAAUCUACCCGCUCAGCACACACAAUUGA
Peniophora sp. CBMAI 1063 is the source of this 786-nucleotide messenger RNA. NCBI's taxonomy places the organism in Eukaryota, Fungi, Basidiomycota, Agaricomycetes, Russulales, Peniophoraceae. The record is from the annotation of a GenBank genome assembly.